Molecule: messenger RNA, 1608 nt
Organism: Phragmites australis (common reed)
Lineage: Eukaryota; Viridiplantae; Streptophyta; Magnoliopsida; Poales; Poaceae
Product: mRNA-decapping enzyme-like protein
Exons: 8
Coding region: 143-1303 (386 amino acids)
Biological process (GO): positive regulation of catalytic activity; deadenylation-independent decapping of nuclear-transcribed mRNA; deadenylation-dependent decapping of nuclear-transcribed mRNA
Cellular component (GO): P-body
Molecular function (GO): mRNA binding; enzyme activator activity
Source: RefSeq, a predicted model, not a curated record
UCUUCCUCUUCGUCUCGACUCGUCGCCCACUACCCCCUCAAAUCCCUCCGAUCCACUCCCCAAACCCCAGGCAAUCCACCAUCAGGGUUAGGGCUUUCCCCUCCCCCCCUCCUCCUCCUCCUCCACCCGCGGCGGCGCGGCCAUGGCCCACGGCGGCGGCGGCGGGAGGGCGAAGGUGACGCCGAACCUGGCGAUGGACGGCGAGGGCACGCGAACGCUCAACCUCACCGUGCUCCAGCGCCUCGACCCCUCCGUCGAGGACAUCCUCAUCACCGCCGCGCACGUCACGCUCUACGAUUUCGACACCGACAUCAACCAGUGGAGCCGGAAGGACGUGGAGGGGUCGCUCUUCGUCGUCAAGAGGAAUGCUCAACCUAGAUUCCAGUUCAUUGUCAUGAAUCGCCGAAAUACAGAUAAUCUAGUUGAAGAUCUCUUAGGAGAUUUUGAAUACCAGCUUCAAGUUCCUUAUAUAAUGUACCGCAAUGCUGCACAAGAAGUUAUUGGAAUUUGGUUUUAUAACUCCCAGGAGUGUCAAGAAGUUGCAAAUCUUUUUAGCAGGAUAUUGAAUGCAUUCUCCAAGGUGCCUCCAAAGCCAAAGAUUCCUUCUAUUGAAAGUGAAUAUGAAGAGCUGGAAGCAGCACCUGCUUUGGUAGAAGGUCCUCUAGAACCGCCAACAUCAAAUAUCAUAUCAACUACUACCCAUGUCCAAGAGGAUCCCUUGUCUGCAUUCUUCAGUCAGGCAGCUGCAAAUGCUGGUGGCAGCUCCGGUGUAGUAGUCGCAGGACAGCCAAAUCAAUCUUUUAGUGCCACUCCUUUGUCUACACAUGCACCAACAAGUAUCACCACAUCACAGUCGCCAGCCUUGCAUCAUUUGCUUCCUUCUCAAACUUCAUCAGCUUCUGGGAUACCCACCGAUGUUCAUGGUGGCACUGGCCCUAUAGUGAGGUCCACUAACCUUGUAAAUCCAUCACUUUUUUCACCAUUGACGUCUUCGCAGACAACAAUGGUGCCCGGUAAUUAUGUAGUGCCAACUGCUCCACCUCAACAUCCUCGUACCACUCAGCAGCCGCAAAGUGCUCCCUUGCUUCACCCCUUCCCAUUACCUACAGCUUCACCUUCUCCACCGUAUGGGACACCAUUACUUCAACCGUUUCCACCACCAAAUCCAUCUCCGUCUCUUGCAUCAGCACCAGUCUACCCCCCAGUGUUGUCCAGAGACAUAGUCAGAGAUGCAUUACUGAGACUUGUUCAGAAUGACGAAUUCAUCGAUUUAGUCUACCAGGAGAUCGUGAACAAUAAUUAAUUUUCAAGGGACAAUCAUCUCCAACAGGCUUCGUUUAUGUUUGGACUCUUGUUAUCUGUUGUCAUGCCUGCAAUUCUAGUUAUAAAAGACACGCUGCUGUAAAUUUAUUGGUUGAAGUCCAUAGGCUUAAAUCCUCCAUUGGCGGAGUUUGUUUUAAUGUGCUUUCUAUAUAUCUGUAAAUGCUAGCGAAAUCUAUCUGCACUGUGGAAUGUCAUGUGAUGUAUUCUUGGUGCAGAAUAGUUUUGCUCCAAACAUAUAUGUGGCAGCUUUCGCCUCAUCAAUUUUUGGAAGCUAGUUUUUUUCUA